GACGAGGGAGAGAGGAAACAGGCUCGCUCUCCCCGUGGGAAACCUCCUCGCGACAGGAUGAGUCUGCAGUGGACUGCGGUUGCCACCUUCCUCUACGCAGAGGUCUUUGCUGUGCUGCUUCUCUGCAUUCCCUUCAUUUCUCCCAAAAGAUGGCAGAAGAUUUUCAAGUCCCGCCUGGUGGAGUUGGUAGUGACCUAUGGCAACACCUUCUUUGUGGUUCUCAUUGUCAUCCUUGUGCUGUUGGUCAUUGAUGCUGUACGUGAGAUUCGGAAGUAUGAUGAUGUGACUGAAAAGGUGAACCUCCAGAACAACCCUGGGGCUAUGGAACACUUCCACAUGAAGCUUUUCCGUGCCCAGAGGAAUCUCUACAUCGCUGGAUUUUCCUUGCUGCUGUCCUUCCUGGUUAGACGCCUGGUGACUCUCAUCUCCCAGCAGGCCACACUGCUGGCCUCCAAUGAAGCCUUUAAAAAGCAGGCAGAGAGUGCUAGUGAGGCGGCCAAGAAAUACAUGGAGGAGAACGACCAGCUAAAGAAGGGAGCUGCUGGGGACGGAGGCAAGUUGGAUGCCGGGGACGCUGAAGUGAAGUUGGAGGGAGAGAACAGGAGCCUGAAGACUGACCUGAAGAAGCUAAAGGACGAGCUGGCCAGCACUAAGCAAAAACUCGAGAAAGCUGAGAACGAGACUCUGGCCAUGCGGAAGCAGUCCGAGGGCCUCACCAAGGAGUACGACCGCUUGCUGGAGGAGCAUGCCAAGCUGCAGGCUGCAGUGGACGGCCCCACGGACAAGAAGGAGGAGUGAACCAGUCUUCCUCCUCCCCUGCCUGCAGCCGACUUCCACCUGGCACGUGCUUGCUGCUUCCCGAGAGCCCAGCCUCUCCCUCUGGUACUUCGGUACUUUGGUUCACUCCCUCCUGCUUCCCCAUUCUCUUCCAGGGCUCGUAGCUCGUCAUCUUGGUCCCUUUCUCCCCUCCUGGCAUACCGCUGGGGGGCCUGAUGGCCACAUGUUCAGACUGAAUUUGCUAUUGUUCUGCCCUGACCAAUAAUUGGGUCUCUGAUAGGGCUUGCUUCCUGAGUGUUUGAGUCCCCUUUUUGUACUGCCUGUUGUUGGUUUCUCUGCUCCAGCCAGAGGGUUGGGUGCAGCAGGCAGACUGGAGUUUCUCUUGGGGGCAAUAAAGGUUGUUGUGACAUGUA
Carlito syrichta (Philippine tarsier) is the source of this 1190-nucleotide messenger RNA. It is a transcript of the gene BCAP31, whose product is annotated as B-cell receptor associated protein 31. The coding region runs from base 58 to 798 and encodes 246 amino acids. The transcript has 8 exons. NCBI's taxonomy places the organism in Eukaryota, Metazoa, Chordata, Mammalia, Primates, Tarsiidae. Gene Ontology annotation, biological process: intracellular protein transport; endoplasmic reticulum to Golgi vesicle-mediated transport. Gene Ontology annotation, cellular component: endoplasmic reticulum; endoplasmic reticulum membrane. The record is from RefSeq and is a predicted model, not a curated record.